Molecule: messenger RNA, 5969 nt
Organism: Danio rerio (zebrafish)
Lineage: Eukaryota; Metazoa; Chordata; Actinopteri; Cypriniformes; Danionidae
Source: RefSeq, a predicted model, not a curated record
AAGCGGAGGGAGGAAGAGCGAAAGCGGGAUGGUUGGGGGAGGAUGGGUGAAAGGGGUUCAGUAAAACGCUAGAAAAAAAAUAAGUGAUUGGUCUCCCCUCCCCUCUGCCCUCCCUUUGACCAAAACUUCUGACAUUUCGAAAAUCCUCUCAACACUUCAACACCAGCAGAAAUGAGCUCCUGAACAGCACCAGAUGUAGACCUUGACGGAUUAGACUUAGCAUUGAUUUUAAGUAGGUAAUUUGGUGAUUAGUUUUGGGUGAGUGUUUACGGGACAGCAGCAGGAGGAGGGGAUGAUGAUGAUGAUGAAGUAACGCUGGGCGUUUACUGCGCCGCUCCAGAAUUCUUCGCCCACACACCAACUCUUUUGGUGGCUUGGUCAAGAUGUGAGCGGAUGAUUUCUUUUGUUUUGUCACUGUGGACUUCCUGAUUUUUUUUUUUUUUUUCCUUAAAGCACAUUUUCCUCUACGUUCUGGGGCCAAUGGUAGAUUUUCAGGUCUGAUCUGGAUAAAUCACUGAAGCCUGAUGAAGAAUAAGGCUGCCAAGCUCAAGUCCAAAAGGAAAGGAACUGACAAUGCUUUCGGCUGUGACUUGAGUGAACAUCUGCAGAGUUCGGGACAAGACGUUCCUCACGUUCUGAAGACCUGUGCAGAGUUCAUCGAGAAACAUGGGAUUGUGGACGGAAUCUACAGACUCUCAGGAAUCACAUCUAACAUCCAGAAACUCAGACAGGAGUUUAGCUCUGAACUCUGUCCUGACCUCACUAAAGAAGUGUAUCUUCAGGAUAUCCACUGCGUGGGCUCUUUAUGUAAGCUGUACUUCAGAGAGCUGCCCAACCCGCUUCUCACUUAUGAACUCUACAGCAAAUUUACACAUGCAGUGUCAGUUAAAGAGGAGCAGGAGCAGCUGCGAAACAUCAGGAGUGCCAUAAAAGAGCUUCCCGAGUCACACUUCAGAACGCUGGAAUACCUCACUAAACAUUUGGCGUAUUUAGCCACCCUCAGCCACCAAACCAACAUGCAUGCUCGCAAUCUUGCCCUGGUGUGGGCUCCUAAUCUACUUCGUUCCAAGGAGGUGGAGGUGCCCUCUUGCAAUGGAGAUAUCGCAUUUCUAGAAGUUCGGGUCCAGCAGUCGGUUGUGGAGUUCAUCCUCAAUCACACCGAGCAGAUCUUCAACCUGGAGUUUCAGCCUUCAAAGGCCAGAGACGGCCCUAGCAUGGCCUGUGGGGAGAAGUACGCCACCUUGCCUGCCAGCACACAGUGUGGGCCCAUGAAGCUCAUGAGUCUGGAAGAAGCCCAGGCUCGAUCUCUCAGUCCAAACCAUCCAGUAAUGAAAGAAAGACAAAGAGAAAACAGCCUUCCAGACACCAGCACUGCUGCAAUGUAUCACACAGUAAUAGAUCUCUCCGACAGCAGAAGAAAGUUCUCAGGAAAAUCAAAGAAGUGGAAGUCCAUUUUCAGUCUCGGGCGAUCUGUCAUCGACUCUAAAGGGAAACUGAGUCGCAAUGGGAGUGUGUUUAUGAGAGCCCAAAAUUCUUCAGAAAAGACUGCUAUCCGGCCAUCCAAAAGCAUGGACUCUCUCUGUUCUUUUCAAGCACCAGAUGAAGACAAAGCAGCAGCAGAAGGAGCCAACGGCAUGUUCAUCCCAAUUCACAAGUCCCGAACCCUGGGCUCAGAUAUCAACUACCUGAAUAAAAAAGAUCCAAAAUGGGACUUGGAAUCUCAGACGGCUUCAGGAGGAUCCCUGAACGAGAAACGAGAAGGAGCGUCGAACGCAUCUUCGUCGUCUUCAUCACCAUCAUCAUCUUUAUCUCCACUGCAGAAGAGUCUUCCAGAACAGCUGAAGGUUUUUAAAGGUGAUGAGCGCGGCGGCUGCCAGCCCACGUCUCCCAAAAACCGCCGGAUGCUGUAUUCUGGAUCCGCCAACAAUGGAUCCUCUAGACCGUCUUUUCCAGGCAGCCUGUUUCCACUGGAGUCCUCGCCACGGCAUCAGCGCAAGGCCCUCAACAUUUCAGAGCCGUUUGCUGUGUCUGUGCCUUUGCGUGUGUCUGCUGUGAUUAACUCAAACAGCACCCCCUGCAGGGCACCUGGGAAAGAGCGGGACAGGGGUUUAGGGGGACUCUUUAGGCCCAGUAAGGAGGCGGGACCUCUGGAAGGCCAUCGCAGGGAAAGCAUGGGCGCUGCUGGAUUGUGCGGCGCUGGAAACUUCAGCUUCACAGACUGGGAGACGGGACUGGCAGGUCGUGCCAUCGGUUCUGGGCACAGAGAAAACAGCAGCGGAGGCAGCGGAUGCAGUAUCUAUAGCAACAGCAGCUCUUUCCCCAUGGAAAAUGAGGAGCAGAGUGGGGAAGGGGAUUUUACAGAUGCGAUCGCUAUGGCGACAACAAAGAGCAAGGAUGCAGAAGUGAGAGAGCUGAUAGCCACUGUGGAGAAUUUCCAACCUCAAGCGUCAUCCGAGACUAAAGCAAUAGGGGAAGAACUGGAAACCACAUCAACAAAACAGGAAAUGGCAAAAUUGGACAAACUGGAAUUAAUCGACAAGGUGCCUUCAUCUGGGAUGCAUGACAAGGUUUCCAUCACUGAGGUGAAAACAACAAAUAUGCCAAAUGACGGAGUAAAACCCUGCAUCACCAAGAUAAAUGGAAAUCAGGGCAACCUCAAGCUUAGUGCUCAAGCACGGCGAAGUAGUUUGCCCUCAAACACAGUUUCAUCAAAGGGACUGUUUAUAGACCUCACCAAAAACGUAAUGUUCGAUCAUCCUGGUGCUACUACCUUUAAUUCUGUCAUGAAGCAUAUGCCUGAAAGAUUGCUGUCAUGUGACGGUGACUGGAAUUACUUGGAUAGUGAUUCUGACAGGACGGAACACAAGGCACGGAACAUUAUAACAACCAGUCUACAGCUUUCCCCGUUUCUCCAUCUAAAGGAAACAGAUAUUCUCCAAGACGCAGAACCGUGCAUUGAAGAGGAACCCAAAAUUGAUCUUUGUGAAAAAGACGGCACUUCUAAAAGUGACUCGAAAGAUAACACAAGUGUCUCUGUAAAAUUGGAUCUUCAUACUGAUGAGGAGUCAUUAAGAACAAGUGACAUUUGUGAGAAGGAAAAUAAGAAAGUUAGUGAUGAGCCCAGAAAACUGGACUUAGCAGGCAGAAUUAAGGGAAAUUUGGAAAGGCUCUCGACUUGUUUGAAUGAAAAGCAUUUGACGUUGGAAAUCCAAGAUGAUGUGGAUGCUUGCGGGAGUAAUUUGGAUCAGGUUGAACCAUGGGAGGAUUUGUGUUCUGCCCAGCAGUGGGUCACCAGCCCUCUUCACUCUCCAAAGCUUGAGGAUCUGUUUCCCACACAAAGAGAAAUUUUGCCAUGUCAGAAAGUUCACUGCCAAGUUCUGGAUAAACCAAACGCAGAUGAGUUACCCAACAGCAGGAAUCCUGAAGCUAAAGAACCAGCUGCGCUUGAUGAAAUUGCACCAACUCAAACCGAAGCUGCUGUGACGGCAGAACUCGGAAACUCUGACUUCCCAACAGGAAAGAAAAACGCAGACACAGAUGUAGCUUGUUUUGCGCAGAUAACGGCGCAUUUUGACAGGGAUAAGUUCAAGUUUGAAGGAGCCAAAGAUGACAUCAAACUGGAGAUUCCACAGGUUAAACAACUGAAGACGUUCAACGAUCCAGAGGAGACUACUGGAAUGCAAAACAUGAGCAAAGCGAAGCAGAAACGCUCUCAGAGAUUUCACAGGCAAACAUCCCAUGAGUUCUGCAUUAUGGAGAAGAGUCAAGGAAGCGGUAAACCCAAACUCAGGCCAUGCUCUCUAAAUCUCGAUUUAGGACAUCAAGGUUUCAGAGACAUCUCAAAUAGCCAGUAUCUGAAAAGUGGAAAACAAUGGAUGACACCUGAAGCCAAGGAUGGUAGUUCGUCUCUAGAAUUGGAGCUAUUCCUGAGUGGGCCCAAAGCACCAAUGCGACGUAACUCCGCGCCAGUCAGCGUAUCAUCAGUCCGUACUGCGUUCAUGAUCAAAACCUGCCAAGCGAAAGCCGUUCCUGUUAUUCCCCCAAAAAUUCAAUACAGCCACAUACCUCAUACUCUACCUGAAAGGAAAAACGCUGAGAAGAGCACUGAUCAGGUCAACAAAAGCACACCUGAGAAGAAACCCACCAAAAGCAAGUUGGGAAAAGCAAGUUCUUUAUUUCCCCUUCAGAAAGUCUGCAGGGAAGACCGGCAAAGCACUGAACCUCCAUCAGGCAUUCAAAGACACAAGUCCAUGAAUAGUGCGACGUGCAAUGAGAAUUACAAGCCAACAUCCAUUCCAGAUCUCCCGGUGUUGAGAAGAAAACGUUCUGCAAAUGGUGACACGUUUAUGGACCGUCCCAGACCAGAGCGCUCAUCGCUUCUUCAGAGAUCAUCUUUCAGAAAUCGUCCAAGACCUCAAAGUCUCAUCUUGUUCAGCCCACCAUUUCCUAUCAUGGACUACCCUUCAGUAGGAGAUGAUAAUAAGCAAGCUUUAUCCCCCAUUAAAGCUGAAACAUCACCGUUUGAUGCCUAUGCAAACGAACUAGCUGAAAACCUCAAAACUACUGAAGGGGUAACCUUGCGGAAUAAAAUGACCUUGCCAAAGAGUGGACAAAGGCUUGAGACCUCGACUAGCUGCUUCUAUCAGCCACAAAGGAGGUCUAUGAUAUUCGACAACAGAAGUAACAGGCAGAUAGAGUGAGAUAAGACUGACCUGUCAUCAAUAGUGAUGACUAGUAAAUAUCUUAUCAAAUGUGACCGAGUGUCGGUAUACUCUAGAACACAUGGCGUGAUGCUCGGAAAUCAAGGUGCCGUUAAAGGGAUAGUUCUCUCAAAACUGUGUUUACUCACCGUUUACUCGCCAGCUACACUGUGGCUCAGUGAUUAGCACUGUUGCCUCACAGCAAGAAGGUUGCUGAUUGCCUCUCAAGCUGGGCCAGUUGGCAUUUCUAUGUGUAGUUUGCAUGUUCUCCCCAUGUUUGCGUAGGUCUAAAGACAGUCUAAAGAAAUGCGCUAUAAGUGAAUUGGAUAUACUAAAAUUGGUGAACAAAGUCCAAUUGGUGGUUCGUUCCACUGUGGUUUUCCAUGAAAAAUAAGGGCCGAAGGAAAAUGAAUGUUUACUCGCCCUCAAGUGGUUCCAAAACAUACAAAACAAAUACUAUAGAACAGUGGUCCUCAACCUUUCUAUCACCACGGACCGUGUCAAUGUGUGACAAUUAUACCAUGGACCGUUGGGGCAGGGGCUGGGGGGUUUGGUUUUAUGGGUUUUGUAGGUUGCUAGGAAAAUGAGAAGCUGACACAACAUUGCUGCAGCGCUGACACAAGUUUUAUUUAUGGAAAAAAAUACAAAGCACUGCAGUGUUCGGGUGUUCUGUGUUUGUCUGGGAUAAUUGGUCUACCGAAUUGUGUAUAUUCCAUAUAAGCUAAAGCUUAUCGGUCAGUUACUGUCACGUGACUCGCGGUGCGCUCGCGGAAUUUAUUCACUAGGUGCGUCUGGAAGGCGCGAGCAUGUCACGCCGCUUGCAUGCACACCUCCAUUAGAAACAACUAACUUGUGCAAACUCUAGAAAUACGCGAUAUAGGAACGACCCCUAAAAGGCAGCCGUCAUUUGCGAUCUCCAGCAGUUGAUCUUCUUGCACAGCCAUGCUGGAUUCACCAAUAAAACUAAAGCAAAUUAAUAUGUUGGAGAAAAUAGUAAAUGCUAUUUUAAUUAACAGGAAUAAUCAAGACAACUUUAAAACAUAUAAAGUUUAGUUGAAAAUCUGUUGGCAAUAACUUGUAUUAAUUUAAAGAUAAGAUCUUUAUAUUCCUAAAGCACUUCAGUGACAAACUCUUAAUUUAAGGGAUAUAACUGUUUAAUAAAACUUUAAAUGUUUAAAUGCAUUUAAAGGCUUAAAUGCACCAAAAUAUAUUGGCUGUAUUCAUUGAGGUGAGUCAGAAUUAUUAGCCCCCCUUUGAAUUUUUUUCUUC